UUAAAAACACGCAAAAGCUUGGUAGUUGUGGUCAUUGUUAAGUUCGUUGUAUAAAUAGGCAGUGUUAGUUUGGAUUGACACAUUCGAUAGUUUGUCUUACAUCGUGUUGUAUCUCCUAAACUUAUAGAAAUUAACAUUUUGAUCUCAGAGCAACAGCAUGAAGGCGUUCGUUCCUUUAAUUUGUUUAUUGUCGCUAGCGGCCGCCGAAGCUCCUCUCGGCGACGGUUACGCCGCGGCUCGAUCCGGACAUGACCACAGCCAUGGUUCCCACUCCCACGGUUCCAAUCUCGGCCGUUCUCUCUCCACCGAAUACGGCCCCCCUGGGGCCUCUAGUCGGUCCCUAUCUCAGGAAUACGGGGCACCAAGCGCUAGAGGUCUCAGCCAAGAAUACGGGGCACCUAGUGCUCGAGGUCUGUCACAGGAAUAUGGAGCGCCAAGUGCUAGGGGACUCUCUCAAGAGUACGGAGCUCCAAGCGCCAGGGGACUAUCGCAAGAAUACGGAGCUCCAAGCGCCAGGGGACUAUCGCAAGAAUACGGAGCUCCAAGCGCCAGGGGAAUUUCGCAGGAAUAUGGUGCCCCUAGUGCCAGAGGACUCUCUCAAGAAUAUGGAGCUCCAAGCGCCAGAGGACUCUCCCAAGAGUACGGUGCCCCCAGCGCUAGAAGACUGUCUCAGGAGUAUGGAGUUCCCAGUGCCCGAAGCCCUUCUGAAGAAUAUGGUGCCCCGAGCGCUCGCGGCUUGUCUUCUACCUACGGCGCUCCUUCCCAAGAUUUCUCCCGUGGACUUUCUCAGGAAUACGGAGCUCCUGGACUAAGAAACGCACCUUCAGGCUCUUACGGCGCACCUGCCUUCAGAAAUACCCCGUCAGAUUCUUACGGAGUUCCCCUGUCUUCUGUUCUUCAAGAUUUCCGAUCAGCUCCUUCUGAGGCAUAUGGUGCUCCGUCAGCUAGAAGCUUUGGGUCUCCUUCUCAGAAAUAUGGCGCUCCUGCUCGUAACUCUUUCCGUUCGAACUCUCUAUCUCAAGAAUAUGGUGCCCCUUCCACUCGAUCUUACUCUGGCAAAAACUCUUUCAAAUCCGCUAAAGGCCGCUCUGGCUUCUCUACCUCCUCGUCUACAUACGGUGCUGCUAGUGGAAGGUCUUCCGACUCCUAUUCCCAAGGCCAUAAGGCUGGUUCUUCGUUCGCAAGCGCCCGCUUGUCGGAUACCUAUGGAGCGCCCGCUGCAGGGAGUCUCUUGGAUACCUAUGGAGCGCCCGCUGCAAGGAGUCUCUCGGACACCUAUGGAGCGCCCGCUGCAAGGAGUCUGUCCGAUACGUAUGGAGCACCGAACAGCAGAGCUGCCGGGUUAAAGACCGGCGCUUUAGCAUCCUCUUUCGCUUCUGCCAGGUCAUCCCCCUCCUCCAAAUACGGCGCCCCCUCCGCCUUCGACGCCAUGCCUUCUGAACAAUACGGGGUUCCUGAACAGUACGACUCUCUCUCCAGCCAGGGCUACGGGUAUGCCAGGGGCGCUCUUGAUGAGCUGCUGAACCAGGAGCCAGCGAACUACGACUUUGCUUACAAAGUGAACGAUCUCGAAUCUGGCAGCGACUUCGGACAUUCGGAAACAAGGCAAGAGAACCGCGCUGAAGGCAGCUACUUCGUGGUCUUACCUGAUGGCACCAAACAGGUGGUAGAAUACGAAGCCGACGAGCGUGGUUUCAAGCCCCGCAUCUCCGUGGAGCCAGCAUCUGGCGGAUACGACGACAACGCUAACAACAUCAGCCGCUCCGGCGAUGGACCUUAUUAACAACACUUUAAGGAUCAUUUUACUAUAUCAUCCGCAAAAGAAACUGAGGACGAGGUUAUAUCACUAUCUCUCUCACUCUUGCGUAAGCGUAAAUGAAAAGUUUUACGACCCCGGUCAUCAGGUUGGUUUGCGGAUAGUAUAGUCACUUGGGUCCUGAUCGGAAUGCGUUACCAUGGGUGCUGAAAGUUCCGUUUUUAAAAGUCCGUUCCAAUUUCAAGUGAGUUUCGAAG
This is a messenger RNA of Cydia strobilella, 2013 nucleotides long. RefSeq names its product pro-resilin-like. Lineage: Eukaryota; Metazoa; Arthropoda; Insecta; Lepidoptera; Tortricidae. Gene Ontology annotation, molecular function: transcription coactivator activity. Gene Ontology annotation, biological process: positive regulation of transcription by RNA polymerase II. The transcript has 7 exons. The record is from RefSeq and is a predicted model, not a curated record. Gene Ontology annotation, cellular component: RNA polymerase II transcription regulator complex. Bases 158 to 1783 code for a protein of 541 amino acids.